Monosiga brevicollis MX1 is the source of this 1698-nucleotide messenger RNA. RefSeq lists its product as uncharacterized. The transcript has 14 exons. The record is from RefSeq and is a predicted model, not a curated record. Bases 1 to 1698 code for a protein of 565 amino acids. Gene Ontology annotation, molecular function: extracellular matrix structural constituent. NCBI's taxonomy places the organism in Eukaryota, Choanoflagellata, Craspedida, Salpingoecidae.
AUGAUGGUGGUGGUGGCACUGGCAGUGGCAUUGGUCAACCUGGGCCUUGUGGCCACUGCCUUGGAGGAGGAGCCUCCGACCAUGACAGUGGACCGCGAUGUGAUUAUGCUGGUUGCAGAGGACGUACGCUUUGAACUGGACUCGGGAACGCUUACCACUAGCAUCCGAGAGCUGCACGACACUCUGCAAGACAACUUGACGGCGGAGCUCGGUGCCACACAGACCGAAUACCAGGCUUUGUUGCAAGCACUUGACGCACUGGGACGGGCUGCCGGGGCAAACUUCACGACCGUCAAUAGUCGCCUGGAGCAACUCGAUGAUAGUCUGAGCGAGAUUGUCAAUGACGCCGUGACCCCUUUGAGCCUUCGCGUGGCUGCCCUGGAGCUGGAUAGUCCCUCGGCCGCGUCGCUGAAUGGAGCUUCGCGGGAUGCCGCUGCUCGCUCUUGCCAGGGCAUCUACGAAGUAGACCCCAGCUUUUCAAACGGCACUUUCUGGCUUGAUCCCAAUGGCGGCAGCACACGUGAUGCCGUGCAGCUGACUUGCGAGCGGGCAGGCAACGUCGUUUACACCGUGGUACCAGCCAUGGAGAUCCUUCCUCUUGGACAACACUUUGGCACACCUCGUGGCGAUUCGUAUGCCAGUUUGCAGUCGGCUCUUGGCGCGGAUGCCUUUGAUUAUGGUGGCAUUCCCAUGCACCAGAUUCAGGCCCUGGCACGUCACUCCACUCGUGCCCACCAGCGUGUGCAGGUGGAUUGCAUGGGCAUUGUGACAAGUCUGUGGGACGAACGGACCUAUUACUAUGAAAACCCCAUCGUCAUGGUUGCUCUCAAUGGGGAUGUCUGGACGCUACCCACUGGCGACCAAGAAGGCUUUGACAGCCGCAUUUUUCGGCCCAACAUUGUCAUGGAUAACUGCUCCCAGAAUGGCAAUGAUGUCCUGGGUCUAUCCGUCUACGAUCUCGAGGGGCCUGCAACGGCCCUUCCCAUUGUCGAUCUCUGGAUCCACGAUCAAGGAGAUGCCAACGAGUAUGUCGGUUUUCGCAUUGGCGAAGUGCGCUUCACCGAGAAUUUUUUUGGCCCAGAGGCCCAUUAUGGCUCGCGCCUGCGGCCAGGCCGCUCCUGUCUAGACAUUUUCAUGCACGGCCAAGCCUUCAAUGACACGCUUUACGCCAUUGAUCCCAAUGGCGGCGACCCGCGCGACUACGUGAUGGCCUUUUGCAAUAUGUCGGGCGGAGGCUGGACGGGUGUCUCCGUCACCGAACAAGUGCCGUUCCGGGCUUGGAAUUCAGAAGGGGGCGGCGAUGGACAUCGCUUCUUUUCGACCCUGGACGAUGGCUUUACGAUUCCAUACAGCAUGAGAAGCAACCAGCUGUCAGCGCUUUUGGCUCUUUCUUCCGAGGCAACCCAGAUGGUUUCGGUAGACUGCAUUGAUGCCAUUGUCUAUGAGCGUGAAUCUGAUGGGUCACUCAACUUUGCUUUUAUCUUUGAGGGUUACAACGGCUUUCAGUGGCUGCAUCAAAAUGCCAACUACACGGUGUUACAUGAUGGUUGCAAGGCCAACGACUCUGUGCGCCGAGCCUCAGUGAUCUCCCUCACGGGUCAAGCUGACCGACUGCCUAUCGUCGACUUUGCCCCCUCCGACUUGUCGGGACCGAAUGAGCACAUCGGCCUCAACUUUACCUCUGUCUGGAUUCGCUGA